AUGACCCGAAGGCCGUUGAACGGACUGUUCCGCCGCGCUGUGCAAUGCAGGGACCAAUCCGUGGUGGACCGCCUUCUUGAUCGCAGCCACCCAAACAAGCUCCUGGUCGACCGCGACUUCGAUCCUCCGGAUGCUAACAUGGCCAUGUCCAAUUUCCAGAAAGUCCGGCAAUCAUGGAGCAAAUACAACCUGUUUAACCUCAAUCGGAUGCAAACGCCCAAUACCUUCUACCGGUCGUUCUUCCAGCAAAAAUGGACCGCCAAAUCCCUGGCCCGAGCAUACCACGGCGAACAGCUGCCCGAAAAGCACUGGCAGCGCAUGUUCAACCCCCGGAUCCGCAGCGUCAUCCCUAUGGACCCCUACAAAUUGGCCGCCGAUGACGGGUCUGCCAUGUCGGCCGGUCGUGGAUCGGGUCUCUCGGAUCAGAAGGUCUCCAACCCUCGGCCAAUUCCGUUCUCGCAGAUGACUUUUGCGCCGUUGGAGCGUCGGUUGGACGUGGCCAUCCACCGGGCCAUGUUUGCCAGCAGUACUCGACAGGCUCGGCAGUUUGUGGUCCACGGUGCCGUUACGGUUAACGGACAGAAGAUGAGAUACCCUAGUUACCUUCUCAACCCUGGCGACCUCUUCCAGGUCGACCCCGAACGUGUCAUGUACGCCACCGGUGCGCCCAAGGACAAGCACGAGCGUCGAGAGAGCCGUGUCGCCCGGAAAAAGGCCGGGAAGACGCCGGCAGAGGGAGAGGAAGCUGCUGCCGAGGAAUCGACCGAGAAGAAGGAAGCUGACACGGAAGUCGAGAACAAAAAGUCCGAGGAGGAAGACCCCCGCGAAACGCUGAAGGCUCUGCUGGCUCAGGCCAAGGUCAUCAUGGGCAGUAACAAGGAGGUGAUCCCCGCCAAGCGCAAGCAGGAGCUCCGUGGAUUCCAGAAGGCCAUCAAGCGAGUCCUGUCUCGCUCGGAGUCCAGCACCAUUCUAGCGGACAGUUUGGAGGACCAGUUCUCCCAGCUGACCCUACUCUUGAAGGCCAAGAAGGCUGAGGCCAAGGAAUCGAAGGACUCCAAGGAAUCCAAGGAAUCCAAGCAGGAGCAGUCGAGCAACAAGGCUGCGGCUGCCUCCGACGAAGCCACGGCCAGCGAAGCCAAACCCACCGAGGCCCUGACAGAGGCCUUCCGCCAGGCCGCCGAGAACCCUGAAGGCGAGGUGGACACGUCGGAGCUCAGUGAGGAAGAGUUCGACGUGCUCAGGCGGGCACUCGUGCAGAUGCGCGACAACCCCAUCGACAACAGCAAGCCCUACGCCACUCCCUGGCGCCCUCGCGAGUACAUGAGCGCCUUCGCCUACAUCCCCCGGUACUUGGAAGUCAACCAUAACAUCUGCGCCGCCGUCUACCUCCGACACCCCGUGGCCCGGCCUGGCUUCUCGGAGGUGCCUUCGCCGUUCGGCGAGUCUGUGAGCACCUUGGCCUUUACCUGGUACUUGCGACGACGCAUCAUCCACACAUCAUCGCGACGGGCACUCCGACCCCCAAGACGAUAUAUAUCACGCACCGAGUCCUCCCUUUUCCGUGACGCUCUAUCAACACCCCCGAUCUUUCCCACACCGUCCCUUCGUCGCUUGACUCGCCCUCGGUCCAUCGACGACGUCGUCGUCGUAGCCGUCUAUCCACGGAUCAACGACAACACCAAGAUUAGAUCCAUGUAUUCCUGGCCCAGUCAUUCCAGCCAUGCCGCCAGCGCCUCAGCACCCGGGCCCGCAGGAAACGCAGGGACGACAGGCUCGCCCGGCCCAACAACAGGAGUCGGAUUAGGAGGCGGCGCAGGAGCAUCCGCAGCAGGAGGACCAGCCGCAGGAACAACAGGCCCAGGUCCGGGUGCAGGCCCAGGAGGGCCAGGAGGAAACCCACGUAUCGAGUCCCCAGGGUCGGCGUCCUCGUCGUCAUUCCAAAUGCCUCACCUCCGAUGGCUGCCGUCUAUGAUAUCACGCUCGUCUGCGGCGACGGCGCCGCAUACGGGUCAUGGACAAGGUAGUCAUGCGGCACAUGCGGGACAUACGACGUUACCAACCUUGUCGUCGAAUUUGCGAAUGGGCACGCCGAACGCUACACCGCAGCAGCAUCUGCCGCAGCAGAGUCCCGUUCAUCAUCCGCAGGCGCAGAUUCAUCCGCAUGCCCAUGUCCAUGCGAAUACACAUGCGCACUCACACCCGCAUUCCCAUUCGCAUCAUCAUUCCCACUCGCACUCACACUCCCAGUCGCAACCGCAGCCGCAUUCGCAGGGCCGUCAUACGGGGGUUUCGGCGGUGGUGGAUGCGCGACGGGGUCAGCAGGCGCAACCGCAGCACCAUCAGCAUCCACAACAACACCAACAGACUGAGUCGAUGGAGAGCUCGGACAGCGAGCAGUCAGACGGGGGACAUCGGGAGGGGCGCGGAGGUAGCGGGGCCGAUGGGUCCGAGGAGGUGGAGUUCAUGCCUUCGCCGGGCGAGAACACGCCGUCUCGUCGGGCAGGAGGCCGUGGACGAGCGGACGAUGGACACAGGAUCAAUCGGCAUGGGGCCGAUGGGAUGUCAGCCACGCACCCAGUUCUCAUUGACCACUCGAUGGGAGACGAGGUCGGGAAUGGCGGCGGGGACGACGGCGCAGACGCAGGCGGAGGUAAUGACGCGUCGCGCAAGCACGGCAAGCGGCUGACGACGAAGGAAGAGGUCUCGCUGUUUGACAUCUGCAACCGGCACGCGGAGGAGUUUGGUCAGCGCAGCAACCUCUGCAACUGGUGGCGGACGGUGACGGCGGAGUUCACGAGCGAGCAAGGACACCCGUACUCGUGGCAUUCGGUGCGGCGGAAGGUUGAGCUGGUGACCAAGCAGCGCAUGAAGUUCCUGGAGGACCAACGCGAAAAGGGUGGCAGCAAGGCCGACGACAUGUCGAAUCCGCGAUGGCGCGCGUCCGUGGAUGCGUGGAUCCCGACGUGGCAGCGGUGGGAGGACGCUGAGGCGCGGCGCAUCGAGAAGCGGGAUUCGCGACGGCCUCGCAAAAGAAAGGAUCGCUCGUGGGAGUCGUCAGGGGGGUGGGAGGCGCCGACGAACUCUUCCAACGGGGGCUGGCGAGCGGCGUCGAGUCCCGUCGUGGACCACAGUCGCGCGUUCGGACAGAGCCAGUCCUCGUUUUUGCCGCCGUCGUCCGCGCAGUCGCCGCAGGUACGCUUGCCCCCGGGCUUUGAUAACAUGUUCACCUCGCCCGUGGUCAGCGGAGCAAGCCCUGCACCGAAGGCGGCGGGCUCGUCCAUGGGGAACACGUCCAUGCCAGACAAUAACAUUAUGUCGGCGAUGUUGGAGACCCUCGGCAAGCUGAAUAAACACCUCGACACGGUCAAUCCGGACCAGCAGAAUGCCUCGCCGCUGGCGUCGUCUCUCGCCGGGUCGAACCAGCGCAAUCAAAAUCCCCGACGGGAAUCCCAGCAGGACUCUGACGGCGAAGAGUCCGAGCCGGCGGCCCUCUCUGUCGCAGCCAUCAGCAAGUUCAAGGAGGAACUGCGGCAGGAAAUGAGGCAGGAGAUCCGGAGUGAAUUGGAGAAGGACCGGGCUGCAUUCGAGGAAAGGUUGGAUUCGGUGCAGAGGACGCAGGACAUGAUUCUGGAGAUGUUGAGACAGGAACCCACUUAG
Molecule: messenger RNA, 3657 nt
Organism: Aspergillus affinis
Lineage: Eukaryota; Fungi; Ascomycota; Eurotiomycetes; Eurotiales; Aspergillaceae
Product: mitochondrial 37S ribosomal uS4m domain-containing protein
Exons: 4
Coding region: 1-3657 (1218 amino acids)
Biological process (GO): positive regulation of translational fidelity
Cellular component (GO): mitochondrial small ribosomal subunit
Molecular function (GO): rRNA binding; structural constituent of ribosome
Source: RefSeq, a predicted model, not a curated record